GCCCUGCUGCCGUCGCAGCCACCGCCGGUGGCCGUCAACGCCUUGGGCCUGCCCAAGGGCGUCACGCCCGCGGGAUUUCCAAAGAAGGUCAAUAGAACUGCUCGAAUAGCUUCUGAUGAGGAGAUUCAAGGCACAAAGGAUGCUGUCAUUCAAGACCUGGAACGAAAACUUCGCUUCAAGGAGGACCUCCUGAACAACGGCCAGCCGAGGUUAACAUAUGAAGAAAGAAUGGCUCGUCGAUUACUAGGUGCUGACAGUGCAACUGUUUUUAAUCUUCAGGAGCCAGAAGAGGAAACUGCUAAUCAGGAAAUUGGGUCUCCUCAUGCUUCUGUAGGGAGUCCUCUGGAUGGUCAAAAGGAAUACAAAGUCUCCAGCUGUGAACAGAGACUCAUCAGUGAAAUCGAGUACAGGCUAGAAAGGUCCCCUGUGGAUGACUCAGGUGAUGACAUCCAACAUGGGGACGCACCUGUGGAAAAUGGAGUGGCACCGUUCUUUGAGAUGAAGCUGAAACAUUACAAGAUCUUCGAGGGAAUGCCUGUAACUUUCACAUGCAGAGUGACUGGGAAUCCAAAGCCAAAGAUCUAUUGGUUUAAAGAUGGAAAGCAGAUCUUGCCGAAGAACGAUCACUACACCAUUCAAAGAGACCCUGACGGGACGUGCUCUCUCCACACCACAGCCUCCACCCUAGAUGAUGAUGGCAAUUACACAAUUAUGGCUGCAAACCCUCAGGGCCGCACCAGUUGCACGGGACGGCUGAUGGUGCAGGCUGUCAACCAGAGAGGUCGCAGCCCCCGCUCUCCCUCGGGCCAUCCUCACGUCAGAAGGCCUCGUUCCAGAUCAAGGGACAGUGGUGAUGAAAAUGAACCAAUUCAGGAGCGGUUCUUCAGACCUCACUUCUUGCAAGCUCCCGGAGACCUAACUGUUCAAGAAGGCAAACUGUGCAGAAUGGAUUGCAAAGUCAGUGGGUUACCAACCCCAGAUCUCAGCUGGCAACUAGAUGGAAAACCAGUACGCCCCGACAGCGCUCACAAGAUGCUCGUGCGUGAGAACGGGGUGCACUCUCUGAUCAUAGAGCCCGUCACAUCGCGGGAUGCCGGCAUCUACACAUGUAUAGCCACUAACCGAGCAGGACAAAACUCAUUCAGCCUGGAGCUUGUGGUUGCUGCUAAAGAAGCACACAAACCCCCCGUGUUCCUCGAGAAGCUGCAGAACACGGGAGUUGCUGAUGGGUACCCCGUGCGACUGGAGUGCCGUGUUUCAGGCGUGCCGCCGCCUCAGAUAUUUUGGAAGAAAGAAAAUGAAUCACUCACUCACAGCACUGACCGAGUGAGCAUGCACCAGGAUAAUCAUGGCUACAUCUGCCUGCUCAUUCAGGGAGCCACAAAAGAGGAUGCUGGGUGGUAUACGGUGUCAGCCAAGAAUGAAGCGGGGAUUGUGUCCUGUACUGCCAGGCUGGACGUUUACACCCAGUGGCAUCAGCAGCCACAGAGCACCAAGCCGAAAAAAGUACGGCCCUCAGCCAGUCGCUAUGCAGCCCUUUCGGACCAGGGACUGGACAUUAAAGCAGCCUUCCAACCCGAGGCCAGCCCGUCUCACCUGACACUGAAUCCCGGCUUGGUGGAAAGUGAGGACCUGUAACCCAACUUUCAUGUUAAAGCUGAGACACUGAAACAGCCAUUGCCUUGACCAACAUACUCCUUUGUCAUAUUAUAUAAAGGGCAAAAACAUACCUUUGACUAUAAGAAAUAAACACCAAAAUAAUAUUUUUCUUACUUGAUAUACCAAACUUAGAGUUUAAGUAGGUGAUGCUAAUAGACAUGUACACGUUGCACAGAAAAUUCACAUCAUCCAACUUAAAACUUCUGGAACUUCUGUGAUGAAAGCGAUCUGAAAUGCCAAAAUGCUAACGGAAAUCAAUGGUUCAAAGGUAACCAGAAUUUGUAUUCUCAGAUGUGCCUUUAAACACCAGCUCGAGGUGCUACAUAGCAUGAUAGUGUGGGAUGCUUAACACAAGGCGGUUGUACAAUUAAUACUGAAAUGACUCUAAACUGGCAGUGUGUUCAGACGGCUACAGUGAACCCAGUGCAAUACGCGGGGGUGAGAAAGAGGAGAUGACAAAUCCAAGUAAAUGCCUUGCCUUAAAUCUUAUUAAUAUCAAGAGUUUUCUAACAAGGUUGAUAUCUUAACUUUCUUUUUCUUUAUGUGUAGUAUUUUCUUUUCAUGCUACCUUGGUAGGAAGUGUACUUACAAACCGUAUUCAAAGGCUAAUUUAAAUAUAAAUAAUAUAAAGUAUUCUGAAUAAAGCAGAACUGUAUUACAGUCCAUUCCACAAAAGACAUCCCACUCAUCCAAACGGCCAAGGCAUACAGUACUCAGAGGAAAGACGGGCCUGGAAGGAGUAGGAAGAAUGCAGGAAAUGCUACCAGCACACUUACAGUCAUGGAGAUAAAAGUAGAUGGGGCAGGAGACAUGGUAGAAGCCAGGCUUUUCUUUAGUUUUCCUCAAGAUUAAUCUAAAGUGUAGGUGGAAAAACACUGCCAUUCAAAAGUCAGGGGAGCUAGGGUCGGCUGGGAGAUUGGAGCACAUACGCUAUGGAAGUUUCAGUGUGUCUGAAGUCUGUGUGGUCGCUGAAGAGGUUAGAUGUGUCGCGCAAGUGGAAAAUGGGCCGAGACUGCAAGAUUGGCAUCAAUGAGAAACUGUGGGAGCUAGUCUGCUCGAGGGAAAUGGAUUCUUGAGAGAGACAGAAACAGAUUUGUGCCAUAAUCUGUUUUUUCCCCGAUGGCACCGCAAUAUGGUGAAUGGAAUAUACUAGUUCACUUCCAUGCUGCCAUGAAACCUUGCCUUAAGAAGGUGCUAAGUUCCGGGUAGUUGUAAAGGCAUCUCUGCAAAGACUGCUUUUUGAAUGCAUAUUGAUCCUUGCAACAGCUAGAUCGAGAGGAUUCUGACCAGACUUGAUGGCUUUAAGUCGGAACCAAUAAAUAUUAGAAAGAAAAAACAAUUUGGCCAGAUAUUAUAAGACAUGAGGUUUUAAUGGUACUUUGUUAUGAAAACACUGUAUUCCUUCUACAAAACACAUAUAUCUUUAUUUAUAAUAAAAAUGUUGAACUGUCUUAGCUCAGUUAAUUCAAUAAGUAGUAUUUUUUUUAAUAAUUUGAUAUCCGUGUACCACCCCAUAUAGUUCAUAUAACUGCUUCACAUGUACAGCUUUCUACUUUGUAAGAACACCAACCAACCAAGUUCUAAAUGAUUCAUAGGCUUGAUCGCUGGGUGGUAGAUGUUUCUUGCAGAGUGGGGCAAGUUUCUUUGACCACGCUUAUAAGCAUUGCUAAUAUGGAAUUUAGGCUACCAUACAGUCUUUCAUGGACCUAUCUAUAUUGUAGAAUUAUGACUUACGUCCUAUCUUACUUGCCAAGUUUUUCUGAAUGUGACUGCUAAUUUGCUGGGUUUGGGAUUACGUAGCAUUAUUUGCCACCUUUUAUGUUGUAUUUAUAAAAAAAGUACUAUCAUACUACUUUGGAUUGUUGUGCUGGUGUAACGUGGAUUUAACAUCAAUAAAUAUUUAACAAAUAAUA
Molecule: messenger RNA, 3572 nt
Organism: Suricata suricatta (meerkat)
Lineage: Eukaryota; Metazoa; Chordata; Mammalia; Carnivora; Herpestidae
Product: palladin
Exons: 12
Coding region: 229-1638 (469 amino acids)
Source: RefSeq, a predicted model, not a curated record